AUGCUUGGACUCUCUUCUUUGGGAUAUAAAGCCAAAGUCAACACCAUAGAGUCUCUCGGUACCGUUUCGCCGUUAAUUUCUCGUUGGAGCAUGAUUGACUACUGGUUGUACCUCCUUGUCGUUGAAAAGGAGCCUACAAACAAGAUGUAUCCCGAUGAAGUCCACUUGCUUACAGCUAACGGAUUUAAGCCGACUCAGAUUGAUCUCGAACUCCUUCAUGUUAGUAGAAGGGAGCCUAGUGCUGAGUUGAUCAUUUUCCGUGCCCUACCGAUCCCAUCCAUUCGCUUCGGGCUGCCCAACAGGAAGAUCAUACUUGGCUUUAACUUGAAGACCCUCCAUCUCCAGGUGUAUUUGACUGACCGCGCACCCGAGCAUCUGGCAGACUUCGGAAAAGUCUGGAGCCGAGCCGAGCUUGUUCUUAGCAUUGGAGCAGGUCAGUUCCUGAAUGCCCUCGAAUGCACUCUUACUGGCAAUCUCAAUCCUGUUCGCACGGGUAUACUCACAUCUUUCGCUGUAUCGACUCGUCAGUUUCAUUCGGCUCUCGAACUAGUGAUCGCCAUACAGUUCAGCCAGUUCCUAUACGAAUUUGCCGAGCUGCUAGGUUGUCUCAGUGGUAGAUCCAUUGAGUCCCACCAGCGUUACUAUGAUCCGAUGCGGGAGUUGCUGCGGAGGGCUUCUACGGAUGCUUGGUUUGGGGCUAAGGAUGGACUAACGGUUGAGCAGUACCGCGUGCGCAAGAAGAAUGCAACCAUUUUGUUCGAUUCGAUUGAGUCAGGCCAGAUUGCUGGCUCUUCAGGCUCCGACGUUUCAGUACAUUGGACUCGACUCCGACCCCUCACCCCCUUGAUGCGAGUGAUACACAUGUUCACCGCUCCAGCCACUGUGGCGUGA
Molecule: messenger RNA, 891 nt
Organism: Penicillium maclennaniae
Lineage: Eukaryota; Fungi; Ascomycota; Eurotiomycetes; Eurotiales; Aspergillaceae
Exons: 1
Coding region: 1-891 (296 amino acids)
Source: RefSeq, a predicted model, not a curated record